This is a messenger RNA of Tribolium castaneum (red flour beetle), 1858 nucleotides long. RefSeq names its product sodium-coupled monocarboxylate transporter 1-like. Gene Ontology annotation, molecular function: symporter activity. The record is from RefSeq and is a predicted model, not a curated record. Gene Ontology annotation, cellular component: membrane. Bases 111 to 1847 code for a protein of 578 amino acids. Gene Ontology annotation, biological process: transmembrane transport; sodium ion transport. Lineage: Eukaryota; Metazoa; Arthropoda; Insecta; Coleoptera; Tenebrionidae. The transcript is spliced from 9 exons.
AUGCACACCUUUUGGUAUAACAAACUGUGAAUAGAUUUUUAAAAAAGGUCACCUAAUUCUGAUUCAUUGGUUUCAUGUUUAAAUAAUAUAAAAAAGCAUAGAUAACAACAAUGGAAGCAACCUUGCUCACGUUAAUGUGGUACGAUUACUUUAUUUUUAUCCUGAUCCUGCUUUUCAGUUUGUUAAUUGGGAUUUACUUUGGCUAUUUUUCUAAAAGCAAACAAUCAAAUCCCUCGAAGUAUUUGCAAGGAACAAGCAAGAUGAAAGCAUUCCCUGUUGCCAUUUCCCUAAUUGCGGGUAAUGGUUCGCCUACUACAAUUUUAGGAUAUUCUUCCGAAGUGUACAGCUAUGGUGCAUAUAUUUUGUUAGGCGCUUUCAGUUAUAUUCUAGUGUUUCUCGCAAACCGAUUCGUUUAUUUGCCAGUUUUGUACAAUUUGGAUAUUUCUACGUCUUAUGAAUAUUUAGAGAAAAGAUUUGAUAGGAGAUGUAGACGGUUGGCGUCGGUCCUUUUUAUUAUGGCUUGCUCCUUUUAUCUUUCUAUGACAAUGUAUUCACCAGCCCUUGCCCUCUCUGCAGUUACGGGCUUCAAGUUACACCUCAUUACAAUUUUCGUUAGUAGUAUUUGCAUUUUUUACACAAGUAUUGGAGGCUUUAAAACUGUAAUUUGGACAGACGUACUCCAGUAUAUGGUAGUGGCCGUAACUUUGAUAAUUGUUUUGGGACUUGGGAUAAGAUCGAAAGACGGUUUAGCGGAGGUUUGGCAUAAAGGUAUCACUAGUGGAAGGCUAGAUAUUUUGAAACUUGAUCCAAACCCAACAAUACAUGAUAGUUUCUGGGUCAUGCUGAUUGGUUACACCAUAGAUUUGACUGCCAUUACUUGUGUUGACCAAGUUUGUGUUCAAAAGAUGCGGUCUUUGCGUAGUUUUAAAGAGGCCACGAAAGCAUUUAUUGGCUUCUUGAUAGGAGACUUUCUUAUGAUCGUAACUUAUGUUUCUCUUGGACUGACAAUGUACGCUAGAUAUGCAAACUGCGAUCCUUACAAAGCAGGUUUCAUAGAAUCUCCAGACCAGUUACUGCCAUAUUUUGUGUUAGACAUGGGGAAAAGGGUCCCAGGUGUGACUGGAAUUUUUAUUGCUGCAAUGUUUUGCUCAAGCUUAAGUGUUCAAUCAGCAAUGCUAAACUCUAUAGCGAGUUCCCUUUACUCAGACAUAUUUAGUAAAUUUUUGGGGAAUAUUUCGGAACGCAAAGCUGGCAAGACUUUGAAACUCAUUGUUGUUGGAGUAGGAAUUGUCUGUGCUCUUAUAGUUUUCGUGAUACAUCAAACAAAAACAAUUUUUGGGUUUAUUCUAAUGAUACUGGGAGUUUUGUGUGGUCCAAUUUUAGGCAUAUUUUCCGCCGGACUUUUUUUCCCAAAAGUUAACGCCACCGGUGCUUUCUACGGGACUGUGUUAGCUCUUAUUGUUGGACUGAGUAUAGCUUGUCCCGCUACUUAUUAUCAGAUGAAUAAUAUGAUAAAACAUCCCUUAAAACCGCUUUCAACCAAUGGAUGUUACUCAUUCAAUCAAACUACACCAACUAGCUUUUGGUUGAAUGAAACUAUAAAUAAUCCAGCCGAUACAUACAAGGCGCCAUUCAUAUUUCGAAUUUCCUUUUUUUAUUUUUCCACUAUUUGUGUUGGUGUAGCUAUAAUUUCAGCUUUAGUUAUUAGUUAUGUGACAAACAAAAAUGAUCCAGUCGUAGUCCAAAAGGAGCUCAUCAGUCCUGUUUGUCGAUUUUUAUUAGAUAAGAAACAAAAUGAACAUCAUAAAUCUGUAAAAUAUUCGAAUGUCGACACAUCCACUGAAUAAUAUUUUUUUUA